GCACCAUCAGUUCUUGUUUUAACAUACAAAUUCACAAUGAAGUUUGUAGUACUUUGUGCCUUAGUACUUUACUGCUCUUCGGAAGUGUUAGGUAAUCCUGAUAAACCACAAUGUAAAGGUAUAGCAUGUGAUAUACCAAUCUGCCCUCCUGGAUAUAUAUUGAAGUAUCCUGGACCUAAAGAUACUGCUUGUUGUCCCAAUUGCGAACCUAAACCGCAAUGUGAACGUAUACAAUGUGAUAUACCAACCUGUUCUCCUGGAUAUAUAUUGAAGUAUCCUGGACCUAAAGAUACUGCUUGUUGUCCCUAUUGCGAACUUCACAGACAAUGUGACCGUAUAAAAUGCGGUCCAGUAAAGUGCCCACCAGGAUCAAAUUUAAGACUUCGGCCUGGAGAUUGUUGUCUUUCCUGCGGACCACGCCGCUACUAAUAAUAACUAACCACUAACUACUACUACUAUUAGUUACUAACUAAUAAUAAAUCAAGGAAAUAUUGUAACUAUCAGAAACUAUCAAUAAGGGCAAAUGAAAAAUUACCAAUAAACUAUGAAUUGUGGCAAA
Molecule: messenger RNA, 559 nt
Organism: Diabrotica virgifera virgifera (western corn rootworm)
Lineage: Eukaryota; Metazoa; Arthropoda; Insecta; Coleoptera; Chrysomelidae
Exons: 5
Coding region: 37-429 (130 amino acids)
Source: RefSeq, a predicted model, not a curated record